Jatropha curcas is the source of this 912-nucleotide messenger RNA. The record is from RefSeq and is a predicted model, not a curated record. NCBI's taxonomy places the organism in Eukaryota, Viridiplantae, Streptophyta, Magnoliopsida, Malpighiales, Euphorbiaceae.
AUGGCAAUAGUAAAUCAAAUGCGUGCCUAUGGUGAGCAAAUUUCAGAUGAGACAAUUGUUGCAAAGGUGUUGAGAAGUUUAACUACAAAGUUUGACCAUGUGAUGCUUGCUACAGAAGAAGCUAAGGAUCUGUUAGUACUCUCUAUUGAUGAACUAAUGGGCUCUCUUCAAGCUCACCAGUUAAGAAUCAAUAGAUCAUCAGAAAAGAAUGAAGAAAAGGCACUUCAAGUGACGGAGAUAGCCACCAACCAAAGGGAAAAUGUUUGUUCAGUAAGUAGAGGUCGAGGAAGAGGAGGAUUUCGCAGUAGUCAUGGUCGUGGUAACAGUAGAGGAUAUGGGCAUAUAAAAGCUGAUUGUUGGUAUAAAGAUCAGAAGAUGAACCUUGCAGCAGAAAAUGAAGAAGAAGAAGAAGAAAGGCUUUUUAUGGCUUGUAUUGAUACUAACCCGAAACUAAGUGAUUUGUGGUUCGUUGAUAGUGGAUGCUCGAACCAUAUGAUAGGUACCAAAUCCCUAUUCCAGGAGCUUAAUGAGACGCAAAGAAUAAAGGUGCAACUUGGCAAUGCAAAGGACAUGCAAGUUGAAGGAAAAGGCACUGUGAAAGUUGAAACCAGUCAUGGUAAGCAAGAGAUUCCAAUUGAAGUUUCUCCAGAUGAAAAAACAAGAGUCAACUCCUAUGCACCUACUAGUGCCUCUACAGCAACACAAAUUUUGUCAAACUCGUCAACUUCAGCAUCACCAGAUAACAACUCUUCUGUUGAAGAAUCUUCAGAUGAGACACCGCUAGGGAAGUAUAAAUCUUUGGCCGAUAUAAAUGCAUCUUGUCAACUUGCUCUUACUAUUUUAGACCUUAUAUUUUAUGAAGAGCAGCUGAAAAAGAAGAGUGGCAGAAAGCCAUGGUGGAAGAGCUGCUGA